UUCGGCUCCCGCCCCGCGCCGCCAUCAUGAAGUCCUGAACAAAAACGGAUGAGAGUCGAGCAAAAAUGGGGAUAACACGAACUGGAGAUUAAAUCCGCCGACAACACUAACGUAAUGACAGCACAACGUGGAGCACGGAGCGGACCCGUGGAAAUUAAUGACUCCGUUUCCCAUUGAAAACGUCCUGGGUAGCUCCUGGCGUUACGUUAUAUAGUUAGCAGUGUUGCUAACAGCAGCUAGAGCUAGCCUCUGAUUUUCUUUGGAAGACAGCUCUGCUACUAGCUGGCAGGCGUCAGUCAGCUAGCUGUCACUUUAAUUGACUGGCACUGUCCCCAUGUCAAGUCGUGCAGACGUGCUAGCUGUCCAAUUGACUGGGAGCAUCAGGAUGGAGAGGGGUUUGGGUAAAAGCAUCGGCAGACAGAAUGUGGUUUGUUCGUGUUGAAUAGACACCAGUGCCGAGGAAAGGGGAGUGAGACCAAUAUUUUCCAGCCAGGCCGGUUAGCUAGCUCCAGAGCUAGCUACAGUGGAUCCCAAAAGCCACGGCGCUGGCCAUGCCGUCGAGUGUGCGGGCCGGGAGCCUGAAGGACCCGGAGGUGGCUGAGCUGUUCUUCAGGGAGGAUCCCGAGAAGCUCUUCACAGACCUGAGGGAGAUCGGCCAUGGCAGCUUCGGAGCGGUCUACUUUGCCCAUGACAUCCGCACCAAUGAGGUGGUGGCCAUCAAGAAGAUGUCCUAUAGUGGCAAACAGGCCAAUGAGAAAUGGCAGGAUAUAGUGAAGGAAGUGAAGUUUCUCCAGAAGCUGCGCCACCCCAACACUGUUGAGUACCGUGGCUGCUACCUGAGAGAGCACACAGCAUGGCUGGUGAUGGAGUACUGCUUGGGCUCAGCUUCUGACCUCUUAGAAGUCCACAAGAAACCCCUCCAGGAAGUGGAAAUAGCUGCCAUAACCCAUGGUGCAUUGCAGGGAUUGGUGUAUCUUCACUCUCACAACAUGAUUCACAGGGACGUGAAGGCAGGAAACAUCUUGCUUACAGAGCCGGGCCAGGUCAAACUGGGAGACUUCGGCUCUGCCUCCAUCGUCGCCCCAGCCAACUCCUUCGUGGGAACACCUUACUGGAUGGCCCCUGAGGUGAUCCUGGCCAUGGACGAGGGUCAGUACGACGGGAAGGUGGAUGUAUGGUCACUUGGCAUUACCUGCAUAGAGCUGGCGGAAAGGAAGCCUCCUCUGUUCAACAUGAAUGCUAUGAGUGCCUUAUACCACAUCGCCCAGAAUGAGAGCCCUGUGUUGCAGUCUAAUCACUGGUCAGAUUAUUUCCGCAAUUUUGUGGACUCCUGUUUGCAAAAGAUCGCCCAGGACAGACCUACCUCUGAUGUGCUGCUCAAGCACCAUUUCCUAUGCAGAGAGCGUCCCAUGACAGUUGUGAUGGACUUGAUCGCCCGCACCAAGGACGCUGUCCGCGAGCUGGAUAACCUUCAGUACCGGAAGAUGAAGAAAAUCCUCUUCCAUGAGGCACACAACGGUCCCGCACCAGAAGGAGGCGAUGAGGAAGAGGAUGUGGAGCAGUAUAUGCUGCGCACCGGCACAGUCAACAGCAUGGAGAGCUCCCACUCUCUGCCAUCUAUGUCAAUCAGCGCCAGCUCCCAGAGCAGCUCGGUCAACAGCCUGGCAGACGGCUCUGACGACAGCGGGGAGAUGGCCAUGAUGCAAGAAGGAGAGCACACAGUCACCUCCAACAGCUCCGUCCUGCACAAGCCCCUGAGCCAUGACAACAUCUACGAUGAUCCCUAUCAGCCAGAAGUUGACUCACAACGAGAAGCUUCAUCUGCUGGCGGAGGAGGGGGAGGAGGUGGGGGGAGGCGUCGUCGAGGGAGAGACCACUUUGCCACCAUCAGGACAGCCUCACUCGUCACUCGUCAGAUCCAGGAACAUGAGCAGGGCUCGGCCCUGAGAGAGCAGAUGUCUGGGUACAAGCGAAUGCGACGGCAGCACCAGAAGCAGCUGAUGGGCCUGGAGAACAAGCUGAAGGCAGAGAUGGACGAGCACCAGCUGAGACUGGACAAAGAGCUGGAGAAUCAGAGGAACAGCUUCUCCAUGGAGGGAGAAAAACUCUCCAAAAAGCACCAGGUCAUCCUGGAGAAGGAGGUGAGCUGGUGGAGGACGAAUGAGACAAAGGCAGUCCUGACUGAGGAGAAGAAGUUCCAGCAGCACAUACUGGCCCAGCAAAAGAAGGAGUUGACCAGUCUGCUGGAGUCCCAGAAACGGCAGUAUCGCCAACGCAAGGAGCAGCUCAAAGAGGAACUGAAUGAGAACCAGUCAACACCAAAGCGGGAGAAACAAGAGUGGCUGGUGCACCAGAAGGAGUGUCUGCAGCAGCUGCAGGCCGAGGAAGAGGCAGGCCUGCUGCGGCGGCAGAGGCAGUAUUAUGAGCUACAGUGUCGCCAGUACAAGAGGAAGAUGCUGCUGGCACGCCACAACCUGGAGCAGGAUCUGCUCCGAGAGGAACUGAACAAGAAGCAGACUCUGAAGGACUUGGAGUGCGCCAUGCUCCUGCGUCACCACGAGUCCACUCAGGAGCUGGAGUUCCGCCAGCUGGGUUUGGUGCAGCAUACGCGGGCCGAGCUGAUCCGCACACAGCACCAGACGGAGCUCACCAACCAGAUGGAGUACAACAAGAGGCGUGAGCAGGAGCUGCGUCAGAAACACGCCGUGGAGGUCCGCCAACAGCCCAAGAGCCUCAAAGUGAGUGAGAGCACCCAAAGCCAGGGGUCUCCCGAAGAGGGAGAGGGCCAGACAACAGAGGGGCUGGGCAGCAGCUGGGACAGUGAGGGGGGGGUGGUACAAGUAGAGGUGGAGGGCGAGAUACAAAAAGAGAGGGAGAUGGUAGAGAAAGAGAUGUAUGAUGGUCAGGAUGAGCUUGAUGGAGCGGUACUGGAAUUCAAAGAUGAGGAGGUAGAGGGCGUCUCUGUGGUUGAAGGGAAAGAUGAGGUAGAUGACGAGAAUAAACCAAAGGGAAAUGAUGACAGAGAGGAUGAGAAGGAGGAGUGGAAAAUUGGCGAAGAAGGGCCAGAGGUGAGGGAAGUAGAAGGAGUGCAGUGGGAGUACGAGGAUGAUCACAGUAAAACUGAACAUGUAGACACCGAUGAAGAGGAAGAAGAGGGCAGGGGCGUGGCCGAUGGUUGCCCGUCAGAGUUCAUCUCAUCCCUGUCCCCGGAAAAGAGACGGCUCCGUGAGCGAGACAUCGAUGAGCUGUCUGAGUUUUACUUCCCUGUUUCUCCAGAGGAGCUGGAGCCCAUACCCACCUCUCCCCCUCCUUCCUCUCCUUCCACCGCCCAAACGUCUUUGCCUUCGCUCUUCUCUCACGCCAUCUGCCUCCUCCUCUCCCUCUCCGUCGCUGCUCAGCCCUCCAACCUCACUUUGCUGCUGCUCUCCAUCUUCCUCCUCUCCCUCCGUCGCUCACCACCUCUGCCCUCGGUGGCCUCGGUCCUCCUCUCUGCGGAGCUUGCCUUCUUGGCGCUCUUCUUCUCCUACCUCUUCCUUCGUUCCUGCUGCUCUCUGUCUCUCUCCACCUACCUGUCGCUCAGCCUCUGGGCCAGCGGCCUCUUCAGUUUAGGACUCUCCCUGAGUUUGGGGAUUUAUUACAUCCCCAUGAUCUUGAUUUCCGCCUCCUUCCUCAGCUCUCCCUCCCUCUUCCUCUCUCUCUACUUGGUGGUCGUGCUGAUUGUGAGGCCGGCCCGCGACUUCCUCCAGUACGCACCUCGUAAAGUCAACCGCCUCUGCAUGCGCGUCCUUUUCCGACUGCCUCGACCCCUGUUUGCCAUGUGCCAGUCAGUGCUGGGUGGUAUGGCUGAGCGUAACCUCUAUGAGAUGUUUCCCAAAGCAGGGCGCAACUGGGGUGUGCGCCAGUCCAAAAUCCCAGUCCCCCUGAAGAGCUUACCCUUAGAGUAUCAGGCUCGCUGCAGUAACACCUCUCCCUUGUCCAAGGGCCUUCUCUGGGUGAGGCGUUUCAGUAGACGGCCCCUCGGGGUCUUGGCAGACCUGGCUAACUCCAUAGUGCUAAAACUAGCCAGACAGCUCCUUAAAAAGCUGCCGAUCAGCGUCCGUGUCAAACUCCUAAAUCUGGGCCUCUUGAAGAAGGAAAUCCCAAGCAGGCUGCCCCAACUGCUGCCCAGGGAAGUCAGAGAGAGGAGACAGAGGGAGAGGAGGAGGAGAGAGAGGGAGAGACAGAGGAGGGAAGAGAGGGAGAGGAUGUUUCGUGAGGAGGUGAGGUGGGAGUGUGGGUUGAGACGGACUGCAUCUGGAAGGUUUGUCAGGGGAAAAAUUCGACCAUGGAGAUAGCAAGAGUUAGACAAAUUAAAGAAAAGAGUGGGACGUGUGCUGAUGUGUGUGAGCGUGAUCAUGCUCUAUGUUCCAUUAUUUGUGUGUUGUUUUGAUUUGGGCCCACAUGUCUCUCUUGUUACAUAAUUCCCCAAACUGAGCUUUGGUCGCAUGUCCUAAAGAUGAGACAUAUUCUACCCUGCACACGUGCACAUACAUAUAUGUGUGCACUGGCUGAAAGUGAUUUUGGCUGUUGAAGCUUAUCCACACAUGUGUACAUGUCUGCACAUGUUGAAUCAGUGGGCUCUGCAAACAGAAACCUGCAGCUAAACCCACUGUUGCUGUACCAAACCAGUGAAGUUUUAACAUUUCAUUAUUGUGCUUUUUGUAAAAGUUCUUCAAAGUUUCUUGAAUUUUAUAAUUUUGCUCUUAAUUUGUAAGACAAAUAUUUUUAUGGUUAUUUUUUAAGACCGUUUUUGUGCAAUCCUUUUGUUUUUCUUUUAUACUGGUCUUAUUUCAUUGGGUGCACUGUUAUCUCAGUGCUUAGAACAAAUAUUACAGUGUUGCAUAGGUUCCUGGCUAUAAUUUCACUCCCCAAAGCUGAAUACUGUGAAAAAGAAAAAACGUAUUGGAAUAAUUUCACUAACAUCACCCCAAACACUACAGGUCGCUCUCAGUCAGUAUGAAAGUGCAAUAAACAGCUAAGCAGAAAUAUCUGGGACCACUGUAGGACAACAUGAAGCAUAAUUUCUAUGUUUAGAAGUCAAAGUGGAAUAUAGUUUGCAGAAGUUUGAGGCCAUUUAGCUGGAACAUUAAGCCUAUCCAAUACAUUGUUUCAUCCGAAGACACCAUUGGAUAUUAUUUUACAGCUGGUGAAAUUAUUAUCGUUCAGAUUUUAGUUAGAUGUACUGUUUUUUAUUGCUCUUUAUGCAAUAAUUUUGUUAUGUUUUACCAUGUAAACAUUUAGAUAUCUUUCCCCUUAAUCAUCACAUAAAUUUAAACCAGUUGAGUGCCUUGUUACAACAGUUUGCACAAAUGUUAACUCUGUUGUGAAGUGACAUAUCCUACAUUUAUAGUGGAAACAUAGGAAUGCAGGAUAUACUUUUGGAGUAGUAAAAUUAGAAAAUAAUAAAAACUUAUUUAAUAUUUCAGUGUAGCUUAAUUUAUAUGAAGCCAUAUAGACAAUCUUUUGAGACACGCAAUCAUAAAAGAAGUCCAAAGAUUGAUGCAACUACUGAAUGUGAAAGUAGAGAUUGAGCAGUUCAUGAUCGUGUGGAGAGAAGGUGUCCAGUUAAAGCAUUUGUUUCAUUUUGCACUGUCCCAAGGACAAAAAAACAAACAAAUGGGAGAACAGAUCACUUCAGUUUAGGGCUACAACUAAAGAUUAUUCCCAUUAAUGAUCUGAUGAUCUACAGAUUUUUUUUAUUUAUUUUUUAUUUUUUUGAUUAAAUGUCUAAAAAUAGUAACAAUUGCCCAUCAUGUCCCAGAGCCUGAGGUGAUGUCCUGAAAUAUCUUACUUUGUUCAACCAAAAGUCCAAAACCCAAAGAUGUUCAGUUUAGACUGAUAUAUGACAGAGUAAGCAGCAAAUCCUCUGAUAUGAGAAGCUGGAACCUAUUUUUUCUUGGGGGAAAAUGGCUUUAAAUGAUUAAUCGAUAAUCACAAUAGUUGCUGAUCAUUUUUCUGUCGACCAACAAAUCGAUCAAUCAUUUCAGCUGUACUUCAGUCGGACCAAAAACAAAUUUUACUGUUACUUUCGCAAAUUUGAGGACUUAAAAACCACAUUGCUCUAAUGUGUAAAUUUUUUAAGUGAAUUAAGUUAAAUUAAGCAAAUUUCAGUGAAAAUUUGCGAUUGUGACAUUCAUAGAUUUGAGAGUAAAAAUGUGCAUAUUUGCAAGGGAAGUCUGGUUAAGAUUAAUAAAAUGCAUUAGUGCUUAUAAAUGCUAACUAUGUAGGAUGAUAUUCCCUGUGUGUCACAGAAGGACGGCAUUGGAGUCAUUACAUGGAGGAAUAUUACUGAGUAGGAAAACUCAGUAUUAACUGUAUUUUGACACGGGGGGAACAAAAAAGUUGGGCACUUUGUUUAGGUGUCCUGCAUUUGGAAUGUCUCGCUAAAAAAAAGACAUUUCACAGCAAACCUUGUGUUUUAUUUGAAUGUAACUUAUUUGCCAUUGAUUUACUUUUGUGUUCCAGUAUCAGUUAUUUCCUGUUCCUCUGUGUAUGUUUACAUGUUUGUAUUCUGUUUGUUGUGACACCGUCUGAGAGAUAUAUCACCUUGAGUUUUUUUAAAAUAUUUAAUUUAUGCAGUAUUUAUAAGACUAGUACUGCAUUGUGUUUGGCAGCCAUUUUGUUGUCCUUUUAUUCUCACUUUAGCUGCAUGAGUGUUGGCGUACUGUACGGCCAUGUGCCAGCAAGCAUAGAAAAAUAUUUUGUCAUACUUCCAGAUUUUUCUUUACCCAAAAAAUAAAUUCUUUUGUGUGGAAAUCA
Molecule: messenger RNA, 6798 nt
Organism: Micropterus salmoides (largemouth bass)
Lineage: Eukaryota; Metazoa; Chordata; Actinopteri; Centrarchiformes; Centrarchidae
Gene: taok2b
Product: TAO kinase 2b
Exons: 17
Coding region: 552-4334 (1260 amino acids)
Biological process (GO): protein phosphorylation
Molecular function (GO): ATP binding; protein kinase activity
Source: RefSeq, a predicted model, not a curated record